Hydractinia symbiolongicarpus is the source of this 2799-nucleotide messenger RNA. RefSeq lists its product as uncharacterized. Gene Ontology annotation, biological process: protection from non-homologous end joining at telomere. The transcript has 12 exons. Gene Ontology annotation, cellular component: nucleus; chromosome, telomeric region. Gene Ontology annotation, molecular function: telomeric repeat DNA binding. Bases 36 to 1688 code for a protein of 550 amino acids. The record is from RefSeq and is a predicted model, not a curated record. NCBI's taxonomy places the organism in Eukaryota, Metazoa, Cnidaria, Hydrozoa, Anthoathecata, Hydractiniidae.
AAAAAACACAGACUUGUUUUUAAAAAGCAACAAAUAUGGCGCGUGACGAAACUGAAAUAUUUGAUACAUGGACUUGCGAAGCAUAUGCAUAUGAAAUAUGCAAUCUAUUUCUAAAAAAACCCUGCAGAUCAUGCCUCAUAACAAAAAUUUCAAUUUGGUCACUGUUGCGCUUUGAAGAAAAAGAUGAUCGCAUGCGGUGUUGGGCUACGUUGUGCAGUCUUGUUAUCUUCAGUUUUGACAAGAAAGAUGUCAAUAGACACCUUCAACUUUUGGACCAAAUACCACUGAUGGCAAACACACUAAACUUAGAAAACGACGACCUUCAAACAGUAAUAAAAUUCCUUAACACAAUGAUUACAUUGAUUCAUUAUGAAAACCAGAAUAUUCGUAAAGCUCGCCAAUUUAUGCAACGCAAUAAAGUGCUUUACGAAGACAAAAUUGAUUACCUUCUAAAUAUCAAAACAAAUGCUACAUAUCCUGAAGAACUGCAACUUGAAAAUAUUCAAUCAAAGAUGUUUCCAUUCAUACACAGUGCUCUAAAGAAGCUAGGAAAACCGCGAGCAUAUGAAAUUAUAUCAAAGUUGAUGGAUCCUGCAAAAAUACGUUAUGAAAAAACUAAUAAAGUAGGUGGGAAAUCACAAAAUGAUCAGAGCCAAUUACAAGACGAUCAGAGCCAAUCACAAGACGAUCAUAGCCAUUCACAAGGCGAUCAGAGCCAAACACAAGACGAUCAGAGCCAAUCACAAGACGAUCAAAGUCAAACACAAGACGAUCAGAACCAAUCACAAAGUAUUUCGACCAGUCAAGGUGAUGGAAGAUCACAAGAUAGCCAGGGUGAAGAGCAAUCUCAAAGUAUUCUUCCUGAUAAACGUUGCAACAAUGCAAAUGUUGAACACGAUCCCAUGGAACAGGUUUAUCCUUGCAAAGUUGUGCUUAAAAGAACCAACCCUGGUCUAGUGAAUAAACGCAGUUGGCGUACAAACGAGGUUGUGCCUCAAAGUAGCGAGGAGGAAGAUGGUGCUUGUGCACUCCCCCACAGUUCGGGUGUAAUUAAAGACAUCAAUGAUGGUAUGCUAAAAAUAACUCCAACAAGGAUGGAAACAAGAGGAGGGAAACACUCGAUAACCUACCCAGUGAAAAGAAAAAGUUUCUCGAAGAGCAAAAGAGCGAAAUCGGCGAGUAUAUUGGAGUUAACUGCAGAUGACGGAAGUCCUGAGGAUUUGAAUGCGAGAAAAUGUGUACCAGAGAAAAGCGUCGUUGAAGAGGAGAAAACGCAAAGUAAUGACGUUCUAAAUUCACCAGCAGGUAAACGGAAAAAAGUAGUUGAUAAGGACAAUACAAAGAAUGGGAAUAUCCAUGUAGGAGAGCGAGAAGAACGGGAAGAAACUAAUGUCCGUGGAGGAGAGCGAAAAGAGCAACCCCAAAAACUUGUCAGAGUUGGAUCAGAUGGAAGCAAAGAUGACGAUUUGACAAUAUCUUGGAAUUCCGAUAAUGAAGACGAACCGCAGUAUCGUCGCAAGAGAGUUGCUUUUACAGACGAAGAAGAGCGAUUCUUAAUUGAGGGCAUUUCUCAUAUUGGAGUUGGAAAAUGGGCGGCUAUUUUGAGACGUUAUAAGUUUCAUCAAUGUCGAACGUCAGUAUCGUUGAAGGAUAAGUAUCGCACUAUGAAAAAACAAGGAUAUUUUUAGUCUUUGUCGAUCUUUCUUUUUUACUUUAUAUUUAUGUACAUACUUUUUGUGGCGCCAUGCAAUGUUGCACGCGGUUAACUUUUUAUUUAUUUUUGAUAAAACAAGUCCCAGCAUUCCUCUGCCUUGAUCAAACCUUCCUAAAUCUUAUUACGUUAAAACUCGCAUUAUCAUAUUUGAUCUAUGUAACGCCCUCUUCCUUUUAAACUCCCGCUCCUUUUAAACGUCUCUUUGACACAACAAAAUACACGGUUUGUAAUUUACAAGGUAUCGUGUGCACUAAUGGAAAGCAAGGUGAUAAUAACAUUUCUUCAGGAACACAAAAUCAUAUAAACCCAACAGAGAAUAGCUGAAAUGUAGGAAGAAUUUUUUCACUAACGCCCCUUUUUAAUUAAUUUCUUUUUUAAAUUACCGCCCACCAUGAAAGCCUGGGGUGUUAGAUAGAUCAACUAUGUUUUGUGUGAAAUGUUUAUUCUUUCAAGAGUGUAGUUUGCGUUUGGCAUGACAGCCAUUCAUUGGUUGACAGGCAUUCAUUGGUUGGCAGUCAUUCAUUGGUUGGCAGCCAUUCAUUGGUUGACAGUCAUUCAUUGGUUAACAGCCAUUCAUUGGUUGACAGCCAUUCAUUGGUUGACAGCCAUUCAUUGGUUGGCAGCCAUUCAUUGGUUGACAGCCAUUCAUUGGUUGACAGCCAUUCAUUGCUUGACAGCCAUUCAUUGCUUGACAGCCAUUCAUUCCUUGACAGCCAUUCAUUGGUUAACAGCCAUUCAUUGGCAUGACAGCCAUUCACUGAUUGACAAAAUAUUGCUCAUUUAGCAUGCAGUACAAAUGUAAUUGUUUUGUUUUUUUUUGUUUCAAAGAUUUAUUUCUUUAUUUUAAACAGUGAGAAUGUUUUACAAAGUCGAGUUAUUACAGUGGCAAUAGGAUUGAGUGUUGUAACGUCAUCAAACACAGGAUGAUUGAAAGUCUGUUCUGUAAAAUAUCAACUUUAUCUCUAAAUUAUAUUAUGCAUCUCGUCCUAAUUUUACCUUGCUAGUUUCAUUACUAUUAAAUUUUUAUCAACUGAAUUAUUUUUAAUGAAAAAGUUAACAUAGAACAAGAUAACAAAAAAUAUUUA